Messenger RNA from Saimiri boliviensis boliviensis (Bolivian squirrel monkey), 1056 nucleotides. The record is from RefSeq and is a predicted model, not a curated record. NCBI's taxonomy places the organism in Eukaryota, Metazoa, Chordata, Mammalia, Primates, Cebidae.
AUGCAGCCAAAUGCCGCGUUCAUCACCCAGCUCACGGCCACACCCGAGUGACUGCUCCGACUCAUCUUUGCUGGGGACUGUGGCCUUGUCCUGCUGGUGGGGCUGGCAGCUAAUGGGCUCAUGAUGCUGGUGGUGGGCCGGGGCCCGGGCACCCUCCACCCGCUCCACACCCUGACCCACAGCCUCAUGAUGCACAUCGCACUAUCUGACCUGCUCUUCACGGCCUGUGUGGUGCCCGCGCUGCUGCUGAGCUUCCUGCAGCACAACUGGUGGCUGGGCCCUGCCAUCUGCACCAUUAGCCAGGCCACCAACAUAGCCACCAUGUUCUGCACCUUCUACAGCAUGGUGGCCAUGGCUCUUCUGUGCCACAUGGCUGUGGCCUUGCCUGACGUGGCCUUCCCAGCUGGCUGGGGCACCCGCUUGCUGUUCUGUGGAGCCCUGUGGGCCAUGGGCCUUACUGAAUCCCUGCCCAACUAUCUGUUCUAGUGGGUGGCAGUGGAGGAGGAGACAGUGGGAGCUCCUGAGACCUGGGCCUGCCUCUUGCUCCUGAGCCCUGCUGGGACCUCCUGCUACUUCAGCCUGCUGGGAGCCCUGGCCUUCCUGCCAUGCAUGCUGGGGCUGGGCGGCUCCUUCAGCCACGUGGGCUGGCUCCUGUGGACACAGCCCCGAGGCCCUGUCAGGGAGAGCGUCCAGGAGCACCAGGAGAACACAGGGCUCAUCCUUGCAGUGCGGGUGGUUUUUGAGCUGAUGUGGGGGCCCUGCUCUGUGCUGGGCUAUGUGGCAGCCAUGGACCACCUGCCUGCCUCACCAGCGGCCUUUGUGGCCUCCAGCCUCUGCACCAUCCUGGCCUACUCCAAUUGCACUGUCAGCCCUAUGUUCUGCUUCUACCUCUCCUGCCCCUUCCGGGCACGACUCAGGGACCUCUUCUGCAGGCUGAUGAUGGCCAGGCAUCCCAGAGGUGUGGGAGCGGUGGCCUCAGUGAUGGCGACUGUCCAGCCUGGCCAUGACAGGGCCCCAGGGGGCCUGUGGGGCCUGGCGGGGAUGGGUGGUGUCUAA